Messenger RNA from Phycomyces blakesleeanus NRRL 1555(-), 1032 nucleotides. RefSeq lists its product as hypothetical. Bases 1 to 1032 code for a protein of 343 amino acids. The record is from RefSeq and is a predicted model, not a curated record. Lineage: Eukaryota; Fungi; Mucoromycota; Mucoromycetes; Mucorales; Phycomycetaceae. The transcript is spliced from 10 exons. Gene Ontology annotation, biological process: intracellular monoatomic cation homeostasis. Gene Ontology annotation, cellular component: mitochondrial inner membrane. Gene Ontology annotation, molecular function: ribosome binding.
AUGGCUACCUCGAUUCUUGGACGUCAGACUCUUCGAGCUUGUGCUCGUGUAAGUCCUUUGAUUACUCGACCCCUGGCCCAGCGUCCUGGUACCUGUCGCAGCUUGUAUAUUAGUGGACUUCAUGUCUCAUCGCCUAGUUUGAGAGCUAGCCCAGCAAGUUUGAUCAAAUAUCGUGCUUCCUCUACAUCUACCAACAAACAACAAACACCCGUUACCCCUGCUGAACCCAAUACAAAUGAACCCACCUCUCGUAUCGGUAAAUUUAUCAAGUUCUCCAAGGAUCUUAUUUCCUUUUACAAGAACGGUUUGAAGCUCCUCUGGGCCAACGGCAAGACUGCCAAAGCUUUGAAACAAAGAGUACAAAAUGAAGGCUACAACUUGAACAGAGCAGAAUUCCAGCUUGUACACAACUCGCACAAGGAUAUGCUCAAGCUUAUUCCUUUUGGCUUUGUUUUUAUGAUCCUUCCUGAAUCUAUUCCAUUGUUAGUUAUGUAUGUCCCUGGAGCUGUUCCCAGCACCUGUUUGAAAGAGAGCCAAGUGAUUAAGCAGCGCGAGAAGUUGGAUAAGAUCCGUCAAAACAUGUCAAAGAAUGUCAUUAUGUCUGCCGAUAGCAUUGAAGGCAUCUCUCCUGAAGACUUUUUGAACCCUAGAACCUUUGCAAAGACAGCAAAGGCUUACAACUAUGAUUUUGAACUCACUCGCAUUGAUCGGGCACACUUGUCCUCAUACUGCUGCUUCAUGGGCCUUUCUGGAUGGGGAACACAGGGUAUUCUCAAGAAGCGUUUGAACAAGCAUUUAGACUAUCUUUUUGAAGAUGACAAGCUGAUCGUAAAGGAAGGUAUUGAAACUCUUCCUCUUCCUGAGCUCCAACAGGCUGCUGAAGAACGUGGCAUUCGUUCUAUCAAUGCCAACGGGGAUUCCCUUCGUCGUGCUAUCAAGUACUGGAUUGCGGUGACCGCUAUGGAUCCCCCAGUAUCGCGUGGUUUGCUUGUCUUUAGCCGCAUGUUCUUGCUCAAUGCAAACUAUAAGUAG